GAGGAGGAGGAUGUUGUGAAGGCAGGUUGGAGCUGACCGACACUCGCUCAUCGAGCUCCGGGGCGGACUCUCUCUGCUCACCUGCAGCGCCGGGAUCCGAGUCGCACGGAGCGGGCAGCCUCCCCCCCGAUGGUUGACCGCAACCUGCGCGGAAUAAGGGCUGAAUUCGGGCGAACGUGUGCGCCGCCGUGACCGCGGAGGGACAGCCAGCACCCAGGCCGCCCUCAGCAGCUGGCUCCGCGGCGACCGUUAGCUGCUAGCCGGCUAACGUGAGCAGGCCUUUUUUUUUGUUUGUUUUUUUAACCAUCAUAAUGAUGAUCGAGGAGCUGCGACUCGACUACACUCCUGAACUUUGCCAGCUGUGAUGGAAAAGCGCCACUGACUCGACACUUUAUCCUGGAUGCCGUGACGUGGUCGGUCCAAGAUGGAGAAAAAGAAAACGUGCCCUCGCCUUCUCGACUACCUGGUGGUGGUCGGAGCAAGGCAGCCCAGCAGUGACAGCGUGGCUCAGACCCCUCAGCUGCUUCGCCGCUACCCGCUGGAGGACCACCACGACUUCCCGCUGCCUCCUGACGUGGUCUUCUUCUGCCAACCGGAGGGCUGCCUGAGCAUCCGCCAGCGCCGGGUCAGCCUCCGCGACGACUCCUCCUUCGUGUUCACGCUCACCGACAAGGACUCAGGAAUCACCCGCUACGGGAUCUGCGUCAACUUCUACCGCUCCUUCCAGAGAGGACACCACCGCAGCCGAGGGGACAAGAGCAGCCACGCCGAGUCAGCGCCGCCGCCGGUGGAGACGGCGACCGAAGCCUCAGAAGACAGCGGCGUCGCUCCGGCCUCGACGUUGGCUCCACCCAACGAGUCGGCUCCUCCGCCCGCCUCCGGGGAAGACGGCGACAAACCGGGCGUCGAGCAAAAUGCCGGCAAAUCCCCUCAGCACAGACGGAGCGCCGCGAAGACGGCGGCCAGGAACCGCAACAGCACCCUGACGUCGCUGUGCAUCCUCAGCCACUACCCCUUCUUCUCCACCUUCAGGGAAUGCUUGUAUAUUCUCAAGAGGCUGGUGGACUGCUGCAGUCAGAGGCUGACCCAGCGGGCCGGACUCCCUCGAGCCACCCAGAGGGACACCAUGUGGCGGGUGUUCACCGGGGCCACGUCGGUGGAGGAGAAAGGCAGCCAGCUGCUGGCCGACCUGCGGGAGAUUGAAUCCUGGGUUUACCGGCUGCUCCGGUCUCCGGUACCACUGGCGGGUCAGAGGCGGGUCGAUGUUGAGGUUCUGCCCCACGAACUCAAACGUGCGCUGACCUUCGCCCUGCCUGACAACUCCCGCUUCGUCAUGGUCGACUUCCCCCUGCACCUGCCCUUAGAGCUGCUGGGCGUGGACGCCUGUCUGCAGGUCCUCAGCUGCGUCCUGCUGGAGCACAAGGUCAUCCUUCAGUCCAGAGAUUAUAACGCUUUGUCUAUGAGCGUCAUGGCCUUUGUGGCGAUGAUCUACCCGCUGGAGUACAUGUUCCCCGUCAUCCCCCUGCUGCCCACAUGCAUGGCCUCUGCUGAACAGCUCCUCCUCGCUCCCACUCCCUACAUUAUUGGCGUACCAGCGAGCUUCUUCCUCUACAAAUCCGAUUUCAAAAUGCCAGACGAUGUUUGGCUUGUUGACCUUGACAGCAGCAAGGUCAUAGCACCUACCAAUGCAGAGAUCCUGCCACCUCUUCCUGAGCCGGAAGCAGGCGAGCUGAAGAAGCAUCUCAAACAGUGUCUGGUUAGGUUGACCGUGAUCACCCAAAAGCAGAUCUUCUCCUCUGAAAAUAAGGCCUUGGCCAGCAUGAGCCUGAACACCCAACCCAUUCUGAACCUGGAGAAGUUCCAGGAAGGUCAGGAGAUGCCGCUGCUCCCGCCCGGACGAGACAAAGCCUCGCCGUCCUCCACCGAGUUCAACCCCCUGAUUUACGGCAACGACGUCGACUCCGUGGAUGUGGCCACCAGGGUCGCCAUGGUACGGUUCUUCAACUCUCCAAACGUUCUCCAGGGUUUCCAGAUGCACACUCGCACGUUGCGUCUCUUCCCGCGGCCCGUCGUCGCCUUUCAGUCCACGUCUUUUCUGGCGUCUCGGCCGCGACGCUCCAGCUUCGCAGAUAAACUGUCUCACACUCAGGCAGUGGAGUUCUACGGGGAGUGGGCUCUGAAUCCCACCAACCUCGCCUUCCAGAGGAUACAUAACAACGUGUUUGACCCCUCCUUAAUCGGAGACAAGCCCAAGUGGUAUGCACACCAGUUACAGCCAGUGGUCUACAGAGUCUAUGAUGGAAGCUCCCAGCUGGUUGAAGCUAUGGCGGGACCUUUGGAGGAUGAAGGCAACGAGUCCGACCCCACGGAAGGUAAGAAAACAGAAGACCCUUCUAGUUCAGCCUGG
This is a messenger RNA of Stegastes partitus (bicolor damselfish), 2407 nucleotides long. Its product is annotated as MAP kinase-activating death domain protein-like. Gene Ontology annotation, molecular function: guanyl-nucleotide exchange factor activity. Gene Ontology annotation, biological process: regulation of apoptotic process; regulation of Rab protein signal transduction. Gene Ontology annotation, cellular component: cytosol. The record is from RefSeq and is a predicted model, not a curated record. NCBI's taxonomy places the organism in Eukaryota, Metazoa, Chordata, Actinopteri, Pomacentridae.